GAGAAAUGUAUAUAAGAGAGUGACGUCUCUUCCAACAUAUUUCCCGCUUUCCAAGCAAACCUCACCUUGGCUAUUUUUGAUUCAGAUCUCUCUCUCUCUCUCUCUCUCCAUUUCUAGGUCUUAAAUUCUGCCUUGGAACUACUCCUUUCUCCUGGCAUCUAAUUCCAAUUACCUGAAAUCAAAUCGGAAAUCGCCAACUUCCUUCUCCGGUACCUCCCGCCAAUCCAGUGCUGUUCAUUUUUCUUCAUUUUCCAUUGCCGAUUUCGCAGAUCUUGAUUCCUUUCAUGAUAUCCGUUUCUUUCUCGGUCGAUUCAGCGAAGAAUGGCGGUGGUUUUGUGGCCCAUGACGCCUGGUCUGGUUUCCUUUUUGCUUGGCGUUGCUCCUGUCUUUAUUGCAUGGAUAUAUUCAGAGAUUCUGGAGUAUAAGAGAUCUUCAUCUCCUCCCAAAGUUCAUUCAGAUGUCAACCUGGUUGACUUGGAAGGUGAGACAAUCAAGGAAGAUGAUCGAGCUAUUUUGCUUGAAGGAAGUCUUGCAAAAUCAGCAUCUGCAAAAUUACAGAGUUCAUCUGUCAGAGCAAAUCUAAUAAGGUUUCUAACGAUGGACGAGCCUUUCUUGCUGGAAAAUCGAGCUGUUUUAAGAGCCAUGUCUGAAUUUGGGGCACUUAUGGUUUACUUCUACAUUUGUGAUCGGACGAAUCUGUUUCCAGAUUCUAAAAAGAACUACAGCCGUGACCUUUUCCUCUUUCUUUACAUUCUGCUCAUCAUAGUUUCGGCUAUGACCUCUCUCAAAAAGCAUAAUGAUAAAUCGACAUUCUCUGGCAAAUCCUUACUUUACCUUAAUCGGCAUCAAACUGAGGAAUGGAAAGGAUGGAUGCAGGUCUUGUUUUUAAUGUACCAUUACUUCGCUGCAGCAGAGAUAUAUAAUGCGAUACGCGUAUUCAUUGCUUCUUAUGUCUGGAUGACUGGAUUUGGGAACUUCUCAUAUUACUACAUUCGGAAGGAUUUUAGCCUUGCACGCUUUGCGCAGAUGAUGUGGCGGCUGAAUUUCUUGGUGAUAUUUUCGUGCAUUGUUCUUAAUAAUGACUAUAUGCUGUACUAUAUCUGUCCUAUGCACACGCUUUUUACUCUUAUGGUGUACGGAGCACUUGGGAUUUUUAACAAGUAUAACGAGAUUGGAUCUGUGAUGGCUGCGAAGAUCAUCACAUGUUUUUUGGUGGUUUUCUUGAUUUGGGAAGUUCCUGGAGUUUUUGACAUUCUUUGGAGUCCUACGACUUUCCUACUAGGUUACAAAGAUCCUGAACCUUCAAAAGCACAACUUCCUCUCUUGCAUGAAUGGCAUUUCAGAUCAGGCCUUGAUCGCUACAUUUGGAUCAUUGGGAUGAUAUAUGCAUACUAUCACCCUACAAUCGAGAGGUGGAUGGAGAAAUUAGAGGAAUCUGAAACCAAGUUGAGGCUAUCAAUUAAGACAAGUAUUGUGGCAGUUUCCUUAGUGGCUGGUUAUAUGUGGUAUGAACAUAUUUACAAGCUGGACAAAGUCACAUACAAUAAGUUACAUCCUUACACAUCAUGGAUCCCCAUAACUGUUUACAUUUGCUUGCGGAAUUUCACACAGCAUCUCCGUAACUUCUCUUUGACUCUCUUUGCGUGGCUUGGCAAGAUAACAUUGGAGACCUACAUUUCCCAAUUCCAUAUCUGGCUGAGAACGAACACGCCCAAUGGACAGCCGAAAUGGCUCCUUUCUCUCAUCCCAGAUUAUCCUUUGCUCAAUUUCAUGCUUACAACAGCUAUUUAUGUCCUAGUAUCCUAUCGGUUCUUUGAUCUAACAAAUUACCUAAAGACAAUCUUUGUGCCCAGUAAAGACAACAACCGCCUUUUACACAAUUUCAUUGCUGGAGCUGCUAUUUCUGUGUGCUUGUAUUGUAUUUCAUUGUUUCUUCUUCAGAUUCCUCAAACUGUGACCUGACAGAUUGAGACACUGACCUUCACCAAAAGAUUUCUUGCCGGGGACCCAAGAAUUCGGAUUCCGGCUAAUAAGCAAGGGUUGGAGCUGAAGGUUUGGUUUGAGAAUCUGGCAUUGGUAAACCAAUGUUUCCAUUUUCUUCCUCUUUAAGAAGUAUCUUAUGCUCUUGAAAGGCACCAUUGUAAUGGGGAUCUGUUCAGAGAUGAAUAGCAGUUUUAGGCUCAAAGGAGACUGGGAAGGAGGAAGCGUUUUUCUUUUUCUUUUUCUUUAUUGUAGUCUUGGCGAUGGCCAUUUAUCGGUGCUUUUGUUUUUACUCCUGUGAGAAGCUGAAAGAAAUAGGCACUGAAGUUGGUAAAUACAUGUGCUUUUGGUUCCUAUAGAAAUCCAAUAAAUUCAAAAUUCAAAAUUCAA
Molecule: messenger RNA, 2370 nt
Organism: Magnolia sinica
Lineage: Eukaryota; Viridiplantae; Streptophyta; Magnoliopsida; Magnoliales; Magnoliaceae
Product: protein REDUCED WALL ACETYLATION 3-like
Exons: 16
Coding region: 322-1962 (546 amino acids)
Biological process (GO): plant-type secondary cell wall biogenesis; xyloglucan metabolic process; xylan biosynthetic process
Cellular component (GO): Golgi apparatus
Molecular function (GO): acetyltransferase activity
Source: RefSeq, a predicted model, not a curated record